CGUGACAACACUGUUAUCCCGAGAACAAAAAAGUUUUACCACGUUUAUCAGCAUGUUUUGCAGCCAAUAACAAUUAUUGUACUAGCUUUUCUGGUAAUCUAAUGCUUGGAAGCCAAAUUACUUGGACUGGUGCCUUUUCUUUCCCUGGUUUUUGCGAAACCAAACCUUGGUUUGAUUAUGUGAUAUGGUUUUCUCUCUGCUCUUAUCGACGAAGGAUUUUCGGUGUGUCAUGAGCAAGAAGAUUGUGUCUUUCAACUGUUCUUUUACAGAGCUUUUGAAGAUACUCUGAAAACUUAGCUUUUUUAAAUAUGGAACAGUUCGAAGGAACUCCUAUGGUUUAAGGGCCGGAUCGUCACUAAUUUCCAGAGUCAGCAGCUAUUGUGGCUUGAGACACUGGGAAAGUUCUGACUUUUCUUUCUCUAAGGUGGGUAUAUUUGUGUGAAAUCUUGUAUUUAAGAAUUGGGUUGCACUAAUUUGGAUCGUGUAGGGGUUUUGGUACUUCACCCGCUACCUGUGUAGAUGGAGACAAAUCUCAGAGUCUGAUUGCUUGCUAGUAAACAGGCAUAGAGCUUUUGUUCGUUGUUCUGGUUUCCACUGCACUUGAUCUAAGUCUACCCUCAUUUUAAUGGGGUCUGAUAUUGCUGAAGUAGUGGACAAACUGCCAGACCCUUAUGCUUUUAAGCUGCCAUUAUUAAAGUACAAAGAACUGAAGAAAUUGCUUGAUAGAAUAUCAACAGUACUUCCACUUAUAGAAGCGGCUCAGCCUCCAGGCUCUUCAGGAAUAGAGGCACUAGGCUCGUUAAACGUUGCAAUUGAGAAAGCCAUGCAAUUUUACAAGUCCUGCUCAAGAUCCAGUAAACUUUACCUGGCAGUAAGAGGGAAAACAAUAGCCUCAAUAUGUCAAAGAUCAAAGAAUUUGUUGGAGGAAAGUUUAGGUCAAAUUCAAACCAUGGUUCCACAUGAGUUGGCUGAAGAGAUCUCUCACAUCACGGAUGAUCUUACGGGUGCAAAUUUUACCCUGAACUCAUCUGAAGAAGAGGCUACCAAGGCUGUCAAAAGAUUUCUCCUGCAGAUCGCUUCUGCAUCACACUUAAUGGAAACCUCUGAAAUUAAAGCUCUUCAACUGGCAGCUUCAACGCUUGAUAUCACAUCCCCAGAUGCUAUCCGGAGAGAGAAAAAGUCCAUCAAUAAGAGGCUUGAAGAUAAGUACAGUGACCCAACAGAUAAAGAUACUUUAAAUUCACUUUUGCAUCUACUAAAGAAGUAUGGACACUUAUUCCUGCAAGAGCCAUCGGCAAAUGGCGUUCAGCAUGAAGAAGCGAUUGCUUUUGAGAAGUGCGGACGUAGUUCAACCUAUAGCCAAUCUGUGGAAGUCGAAUCCCAGAUCAGAUGCCAGCAUCAUGAAGUUCAAAUUGACUUCUCAAGUAGAGGUAUACCUCCUGAGGAAUUUAAGUGUCCUAUAUCUUCAAGAUUGAUGCGUGAUCCUGUUGUAAUUGCUUCUGGACAAACAUUUGAGAGGAUGAACAUACAGAAGUGGUUUGAUGGAGGUAAUGAAAUAUGCCCAAAGACUAAAAUAAAACUGGCCCAUUUGUCAUUGACACCAAACACGGCCAUGAAGGAUUUAAUAACAAAGUGGUGCAUGGCGAAUGCAGUCACCAUUCCUGACCCAACUAUGCCAUCAGAAAUUCUUAACUCUUGGGAAACUUCUUCCACUUCCAUUGUUAGCUUUGGCAGUUCUAUGAAUGAUCUACGUCUUCCAAUGGAUCUCAGCAAUAUGUCAGUCGGAUCUUUAGAUUCUAGUUACGCUUUGGAUUCAUCUCAAAGUUACAUUGUGGAUUCAUCACAAAGUUAUGCUUUGGAUUCAUCUCAAAGUUACGCUUUGGAUUCAUCACACACCAUGUCGACAAAAGAGGUGCAAAAAAGCCACUCGUAUGCAAAGAUACAUGAGAUAGAUAUGAAAUAUCUAUCUAAACUGGCUGAACUUCAGUGGCAGAGCCAGUGCAAAGUUGUUGAAGAUGUCAAAAACCAUCUGAAUGAAAGUGACCAAGCAUGUCAUUCUAUGUCAUCUGACAAUUUUGUUAGACCCCUUGUUAGAUUUUUGAAGGAUGCACUUCAUCUGCAUGAUGUAAAAGCUCAGCAAGCUGGAUCUCAGUUGUUGUCGGCAUUUGUGCGCAAGAACAGAAGUGGGAUCUCAUACUUAUGCGAAGAAGCAUUUAGUCUCUUGGCCACUUUUCUUAUUUCAGAAGUAACAGAAGAAGCUCUAGACAUACUGGAAUUUUUGUCAAGCCACCCGCAUUGCAAGGCUAAAAUUGCAGCAUCUGGUGCUUUAACUUCCAUCCUAAAGAUGCUCAACUCCGACAAUAGAGAUUGCCAGGAACGUGCUAUCAAAAUUCUAUGCAAUUUGUCCUCAGAUUGUGAUAUCUGCUCUCACAUUGUGUCUUUGGAAUGCAUCCCAAAACUGGUUCCUUUCUUAGUUGACAGCACUCUUGCAGGAAAUUGUGUGAUUAUAUUGAAGAAUUUAUGCUGUACAGAUGAAGGUAGGGUUUCUAUUGCUGAAACUAAUGGUUGUGUUGCUUCUGUUGCUGCACUAGUUGCAGCUGGUAGUCUUGAGGAACAAGAAAAUGCAGUCUCUGUUCUCCUUUCACUGUGCUCUCAUCGUGUUCAGUAUCGUCAGUUAGUCAUGCGCACGCAGGAGGAUGUCAUUCCUGCACUUUUUGAUAUAUCCGUCAAUGGUAGUGACAAUGGCAAGGUGAGUGCAAGGGGAUUGCUGCGGUGCUUAAGAGAUGUCAAGCAUAAUGAUGAUCGAGAGUGCUCUGGAUCUGAUAUGGGUGCCUUUAGAGACUCUACGAAUCUCUCUAAAGGAAGAAAUUCAUCAAAGGCAUCCGGAUUUCUUGGAAGGAUAUCAAUCUUUUCAAAACCCAAAAAGAAAUGAAACUUGUCUUCAACUCCUUUUAAACUUAAAGAUUCCAGGAAAAAUCGUGUGAUUUGAUGCCA
Juglans regia (Persian walnut) is the source of this 2994-nucleotide messenger RNA. Its product is annotated as U-box domain-containing protein 5-like. The record is from RefSeq and is a predicted model, not a curated record. Lineage: Eukaryota; Viridiplantae; Streptophyta; Magnoliopsida; Fagales; Juglandaceae. Gene Ontology annotation, biological process: protein ubiquitination. Gene Ontology annotation, molecular function: ubiquitin-protein transferase activity. Gene Ontology annotation, cellular component: cytoplasm; nucleus. Bases 626 to 2932 code for a protein of 768 amino acids. The transcript has 6 exons.